Messenger RNA from Enterospora canceri, 2238 nucleotides. The record is from the annotation of a GenBank genome assembly. NCBI's taxonomy places the organism in Eukaryota, Fungi, Microsporidia, Enterocytozoonidae.
AUGCAAAUUCAAACAAACCAAACAAGCGGAUACCGAACAACCAAGGUCAAGGCGCUUCUUGCUGACCCAGACUACCCGUACAUUCUAUCAGCACUCUUCUCUGGUGAAAUAGAGCAGCUGGCGAUUGAGGAUGGCACAGUGGUCCUGAAGAAGCGGGUGAAGAUCUCAGAAAACCCAAUUCGAGCACUUGCAUUCAACUUGAAGCAGUACCAAAUACUGGCUGGAACUGAUGAUGGAAAUGUGGUGAUUUUGGACAGCACCAACCUGAACGUGGUGCACUCGUUCAUGGCCCACGGUGACUUCAUUCGAUCAGUCGCAGUCAACGAGCACCAAAACUGCUUUCUGACUGCAUCUGAUGACAACUGCGUGAAGCUGUUUGAUCUGAGAAACUACACGCUCAAGAACAUGUACAAGGACUCAAAGCACUUUGUGAUGGAAGUCAGGUUUGACAGCGUGGAUCCAACUCAUUUUUAUACGGCAUCACUUGAUGGAAAAGUCAGAAAAUACUCCAUUUUCAACACGAAGAGAAUUGAGACAUUUUAUUGCAGGCCUGAGAAAUCAGCCUCCCUGAAAACAAGCACGAAAAAGGGAAUCAAAAAUGCACUAUCGAGUCUACGGACCAGCAAAACAAUCUCAUUCAAGGCAUUCAGCAACCUGUCUGGGGUGAAUUCAUUUGAUUUCGUGAACAAGGAGUGUCUGAUCACGGCAAAUGAUGAUGGAUACAUCACAAUGUACGACAGGAGCAGAAACACGGCAUUGGCAAUGUCAAAGGUGCACAACGGGCAGAUCAAUCGCGUCAGAAACAUCGGUGAUGGAUUAUUUGCCACCUGUGGCAAUGAUGGAUCAGUGAAGGUGUUUGAUGAAAUGUGCAAGGUCGAGGCCACGAUGGCCUCUAAUUUCAAGGUGUGGGAUUUGUGCAUCCACAACAGUCACAUUGUGGCUGGAACAGAUGAGGAGAUUCUGGUUGCAAAAAUAGUCACAGAAAAGCGCACUGUUCGAGCAGCAGGGGAGAAGGUGUUCGAAUUGCGAAACAGGGAGCUCUUCACCACGCGGGUUGAAGACGGCGUAGAGAAGAAUCUCGGCUCAUUUGACGAAGGCGUAGUUGACUUCAUGCCCAGUAAAAAUGGAAAAGUGGUUGCAGCCAUUUCGUACGACAGCAUCGCAUUCUACAGCUGUCUGGGACUGAGACAGAAGCUGGUUGUGGAUUCAGCAUGCGAUGUCCUCUUUGCAGAUGACUCGUUCUACGUGGUGGUUGACAACACCAUCAAAGAGUACAGCAACAGCUACGAGGAGAAACAGACAUUCAACCUGGAAAGGGUUGAGCGCAUUUUGGACGAGAAAGACGGCUAUUUGCUCGUUGCAACAGCUGAAAACACGUUGCUUCUGAAAGAGGGAAUCACCGUUGAGAAGCUUCCUUCAACUGAAGAAGGGUGCAUUAUGCAUAAUACAACUGGUGAGAAAUUUGUUUGUCUGUUUGAGGAUGAACGAAUGCUGGUUUGUUCAGGAAGCAGGAAGAAUGUGGUUGACCUGAGUGUCAUCAGCUACCAUUCAAGUGGAAACACGCUCUUCUUCAGCACCGAAACUGAGCUGAGAUACGGAUUCAUUGACCAAGACAAUUUCAUCAGUUUCGAACUCAAAAAUGCGUCAUGUGAGAUUCUUGGUCUCUUUAACAACACGCUGAUCUGCUGUGAUGAGACCAAGACGGUUGAACACGUCUCAAUCGACAGCAAAUUCAUCGAAUUCCAACUCGAUGUUCUCGUAGGCAGAAAGCCAUCUACGCCUGUUGACUCAUUCAGACCCAGGGCAAUUGCAUUCUACGAAUCAAUUGGCAGAUUGGAGAGUGCCCUGGAUUUGACAGCAAAUGACUCCCAGAAGUUUGAGAUUCUCCUAAAACUGGGCCAAUUGGAGGAUGCGUCUAAAAUAGCUGGAUCACGAGCCAAACACAGCAAACUGGGAGAGAAGCACGUCGAACUGUUCCACAAAACAGGAGACCAGAAGCACCUUGAGAAGGCAAGUGAGUCGUUCUACCGUGCUGGAGACCUGGGCAACUUGUUCUACACCGAUUCCCUCUCAACCAGAACACACUUGGACUACGUUGGAAACAGGGCCAAAAAGGACGGUGCCCUGAACCUGUCUCUGAUGGCCCACUUCGUGAACCAGAACUAUUCUGAGUCCUACGACCUCAUCAAGGGAACCAAAUACGAGAGGAUGUUCAGGGAGAACUUUCUGGAAGAGUAA